CAUCUCCUCCUCCUUCCCUCAAACAAAUCGUAGUAUGGCCACAUGAAUGCUGGAAAUCUUUAGAGUGGGACCAUCCUAAUGCAGAGCGUGUCCUUCUAGAAUUCUGUGGAAGAUAUCAUUCGUUUCCUUUCAAAUUAGUAGAAGGGCGCAUUAAAAGGUGUUUGGCACUGUCAUAAAAUAAAGACGUUGUUCCCCUUUUGGAUGAAUCUCCAGAGUCUAGAAGAAAUUAACAUUGGAUUUUGCAAUCAGAUGGAAGAAAUAAUAGUAUGGGAUGCAGAAGAAGCAGGAGGAGAAAAAGAAGGGGUCAUCCAACUCAUUCUUCCAAAAUUAAAAAUUUUAGAUUUGAAAGAAUUGCCCGCAUUGAAGAGCAUCUGUAGCAGGAGGGCACUAAUGGUAUGUGAUUCUCUAAAAAAGAUUCGGAUCUGGAAUUGCGAGGGCCUAAGGAGGAUCCCUCUUUAUCUUCCUCUGCUUGAUAACGGACGACCAUCUCGUCCUCCUUCCCUCGAAGAAAUCGUAUUAUGGCCACAAGAAUGGGGGGAAUCGUGGUGGGAAUCGUUGGAGUGGGACCAUCCCAAUGCAAAGGAUGUCCUUCUUCCGUUCCUUAAUUUCACUCCGCGGUGGCACUAAUUUUCUUUAAUCAAGGAAGAGGAAGAAGAAAUCACCUAUUGUCACUCUGCAACAGUCAUCUUCACCAUGGCUCCCCUAAUCGUUGUGGAAAAGGAAGCUGAGAUAUCCACCUCUAUCUCUUCAGGGGCGUCAAGGAAUUUGGAUACUUCUCAAAAGAGGAGCCCCGCAAUUCUUUAUUUGCAGUGCAUUGUGAGUUGUAUCAAUUUCUGUAACUGGAUGCAAUUCCAAUGGAAGUUUGGGUUUCUUGUAAAUGUCAGAAAUCUGGAAUACCUACUCUCAUCUUCGGUUGCAUCGGAUUCAGAAGGGAUGAUCCAACUCCUCCUUCCAAAACUAAAGAGGUUAGAAUUGGGAGAUUUGCCCCAGUUGAAGAGCAUCUGUAGGGAGAGGGCAGCAAUGGUAUGUGAUUCUCUUGAAUGGAUUAUAAUUUGGAAUUGCUAUAGCCUAAGAAGGUUCCCUCUUAAUCUUCCUCUGUCUGAAAAUGGACAACCAUCUCCUCCUCCUUCCCUCAAACAAAUCGUAGUAUGGCCACAUGAAUGCUGGAAAUCUUUAGAGUGGGACCAUCCUAAUGCAGAGCGUGUCCUUCUACAAUUCUGUGGAAGAUAUCAUUCGUUUCCUUCCAAAUUAGUAGAAGGGUGUAUUAAAAGGUUAGAGUUGACCGAUAUUGAUGUAGAGAAUACUUGGCUGCCACCAUCCGUACAAGAAUUAGUUCUUGCUCGAUGCAACAACUUAAGAAGCUUAAAUGAUAUCUCCGCCACUAAAGAUGCAAAAGAAUUGAAAUGCUACAGGAUUCGGAAUUGCAAUGGCGUGGAGUGUGUUCUCUCCUCCUCCAUAAAUCUACUGGCCCAAAAGCUUGAGGUUCUGGAUCUUUUUGAUUUGCAAAACUUGGAUGCUUUGUUUGAAGCAGAAGCAAUUACCAAGUCACCACUGCCACCAGACACUUUUUCAUCUCUUAAAACAAUAAAUAUUUGGUGCUGUCAUAAAAUAAAGGAGCUGUUCCCCUUUUGGAUGAAUCUCCAAAGUCUAGAAGAAAUUCGCAUUGGAGAUUGCCAUCAGAUGGAAGAAAUAAUAGUAUGGGAUGCAGAAGAAGCAGGAGGAGAAAAAGAAAGGGUCAUCGAACUCAUUCUUCCAAAAUUAAAGAGUUUGUCUCUGAAAUACUUGCCGAAAUUGAAGAGCAUCUGCAGCAGGAGGGCAGUAAUGGUAUGUGAUUCUCUUGAAGAGAUUCAGAUCUGGAAUUGCCAGGGCUUAAGGAGGAUACCUCUUUAUCUUCCCCUGCUUGAUAACGGACAACCAUCUCCUCCUCCUUCCCUCAAACAAAUCGAAGAAGCUGAGAUACCCGCCUCUAUCUCUUCAGGGGCGUCAAUGAAUUUGGAUACUUCUCAAAAGAGUGGCUCCGCAAUUCUCAAUUUGUAGUGCAUUGUGAGUUGUAUCAUUUUCUGUAACUGUUUGGCAUCCAUGAUGCAGUUGUAUCAAAACCAAACAUGGCUGAUUCAGGAGCUCUUGGACGAGGUGUAGUUUACUGGCUAAAGGUGACAUCUUGUAAGAUGAAGUAUGCCUUGAUACAAUUGAGCAAAGUGUGCUAAAGGGACCUGCUGCCAAUAUAGUUCCUGUCUUGCUUGGAGAGAGACUGCCAACAUUGUGAAAGAAGGAUGUAAUGUUCUCCCCUUUUAACUCCCACCUUGAUCUCUCUCAGGUUUCAAGAUGUAUAUCUUUUGGAGGCUAGUUCUUGUACAAGAGAGUGAACUGUGUAGAUAAUUUUGUUUUACAAAGCCAAAGUGAUACUGCUUUAUUUUUAAAAAAUAGGGAAGAAUUUUUGGUGUGAAAAUGUAAGGUUCAGUUGACAUUCUACUUCACAAGAAGCAUCUCAAAUUUCAGAAAGUGGAAUAUAUAAGAAAACAAGCGUGAAGAUGAUAGCACAUUGAAUGAAGGUGGAGCUGAGAUUUCUAUUUUAGGUACAAACUAAAAGAGAUUUGCUCAGAGUGGAGUCUAAGGUUCAGAUUUUGGAAUGAUUACCCCAUAUGCUGCACAGGUUGACUUAGAAAAGAUGUUGAGAAGCAAUGAGGAUAUAAACUGGGAAAUUGAUGUUUUGAGACCAUGUUGCACCCACUCUCCUAGUGUUGGUGCCAUGGCUUGUGAUGGACUUUGGAAGGUGUCGAUACCUAAGUAGUCGAAACCUAAUGACCAAAUGGAGGAAGAAAGAGUUGGUACUGUAGCAAAAUAUUGGCACCUAUUUCUUAAGGCUCAAGGAUCAUGUCUAGACCUCAGCUAAAGAGGGGCACUUGUGGUUUGUACAUGGUGUCAACACUCAGGACCCAAGUGUUGAGACCUUUAGUUGCUGACAGCCUUUUUAUGUAUGUUAUACUUGUACCCCAUAUAUUAUAUGUUGAUCAUCUUUAUACGGGAUGAUUUUGAUCUGG
This is a messenger RNA of Rubroshorea leprosula, 3041 nucleotides long. The record is from the annotation of a GenBank genome assembly. NCBI's taxonomy places the organism in Eukaryota, Viridiplantae, Streptophyta, Magnoliopsida, Malvales, Dipterocarpaceae.